Rhincodon typus (whale shark) is the source of this 620-nucleotide messenger RNA. Its product is annotated as formin-2-like. Gene Ontology annotation, cellular component: nucleus; endoplasmic reticulum membrane; cytoplasm. Lineage: Eukaryota; Metazoa; Chordata; Chondrichthyes; Orectolobiformes; Rhincodontidae. The transcript has 4 exons. The coding region runs from base 106 to 441 and encodes 111 amino acids. Gene Ontology annotation, biological process: intracellular transport. The record is from RefSeq and is a predicted model, not a curated record.
CUGCCUGGAUCCGAGAUUUCUCUCCCUCCCCCAGCACCAUCCUUCCCCCCUCCAGGCUGUGGUUUUCUUCCUCCGCCUCUUCCAGCUGGAUUUCUUGCUUUGGGAAUGACUAAAGAUUCUUCGCCAAGGAAGGUUCCAAUUGAUCCAACUCGUCCAAUGAAGCCUCUGUAUUGGUCAAGAAUUCAGCUGACUAGCAAAAGGGAAACGGAAACAUUGCCGAUUUGGGCAGCACUAGAAGAGCCUUCCAUUAAUAUCCAGGAACUGGAAAAUUACUUUUCAAAAUCAGCUGUCAAGGAGAGGAAGAAGCCAAUUUUAGAUACCUACAGCAAAACAAAAACCAAACAGGUGGUGAAACUUCUUAACAAUAAGAGGUCACAGGCUGUUGGAAUUUUAAUGUCAAGUCUUCACUUGGAGAUGAAGGAUAUCCAGAAUGCGGUCUGAUUUAACUCGUUCUUCAUCCGAGAUGGUUAUCUAAAUUGGAUUCUAAGCUUGCAAAUGGUGUCUUCGAUGCUUUUGAAGAAUGCCUUGAUUCCCAAACCACAUUUGUGUGACUCUCACGAUAGGAUGAUCCAGUGGCUGGAUGCCAGAGGGGUUGUUUGCUUUCCAAUGGAACCAUCAUG